AUUUUUUUUCGUUAGCAACUGACAACAGGCCAGUUGCUCCGAGUAGAAGCCGUGGCUCUCUCGCAAGCAGAAGUGGCAAGGCCUCAGAUUAGAGUGAGACCCCAGUCCUAGGCUGGGGUUCUUUCCAUAUAGAGGAGACGGAUUCAGAGGGGCUACAGACCAAGAUUGUUGAAAACCAGACGUAUGAUGAGCGUUUAGAGAUUAACGACUCUGAAGAGGUUGCAAGUAUUUAUACUCCAACCACGAAACACAAAGGAGUUCCUUGUUCCUCCCAUCUUUCUAACAAGACUAUGGCUGAUAACAGCAGUGAUGAGUAUGAAGAUGAAAAUAACAAGGAGAAGAAGAAGACCUCACAGCUGACGCCUCAGCGGGGCUUUAGUGAGAAUGAUGAUGAUGAUGAUGAUGAUGACUCAUCUGAAACUGAUUCUGAUGAUGAUGAUGAUGAUGAAGAGCACGGGGCCCCUCUGGAAGGGGCGUACGAUCCUGCAGACUAUGAGCAUUUGCCAGUUUCUGCUGAGAUUAAGGAGCUCUUCCAGUACAUCAGCAGGUAUACACCACAGUUGAUUGACCUGGACCACAAACUGAAGCCUUUCAUUCCUGAUUUCAUCCCAGCUGUUGGGGAUAUUGAUGCAUUCUUAAAGGUUCCACGUCCUGAUGGAAAGCCUGACAACCUUGGCCUAUUGGUAUUGGAUGAGCCUUCGACAAAGCAGUCAGACCCCACAGUGCUCUCACUGUGGUUAACAGAGAAUUCCAAACAGCACAACAUUACACAACAUAUGAAAGUAAAGAGCCUGGAAGAUGCAGAAAAGAAUCCCAAAGCCAUUGACACAUGGAUUGAAAGCAUCUCUGAGUUACACCGUUCCAAGCCCCCUGCAACUGUGCACUAUACCAGGCCUAUGCCUGAUAUUGACACACUGAUGCAGGAGUGGUCUCCAGAGUUUGAAGAACUUUUGGGAAAGGUGAGCCUGCCCACAGCAGAGAUUGAUUGCAGCCUGGCAGAGUACAUUGAUAUGAUCUGUGUGACACAUUCCAUCUGGGAAGGGACUGGCCACCUGAACAGAAAUGCCCCAUAUUCCCAGAUUUGUGUUUGUUUCUGCUCAUGGGAGUUCUCAAUUUCAGCCAUUCUAGACAUCCCUGUCUACAAGAGUAGAAUUCAGUCCCUCCAUCUGCUCUUUUCCCUCUACUCGGAAUUCAAGAACUCACAGCAUUUUAAAGCUCUAGCUGAAGGCAAGACAGCGUUCACCCCUCCAUCCAACUCCAACUCCCAGGCUGGAGAUGCCGAGACAUUAACCUUCAGCUGAGACACCUCCCAUGUUGCUCUGUUUCACGCCUGAGCCAGCUCCUCUGCCCCGGCUGAGGAGGGAUCACUGUCAGCCUCCUGGCAGCCUUGCCUGCCUCACAGCUUGACUCAGGCAUGGCACACAUCCUACUACCGUUUCUGCCAGAAAGCACUGCUCGCGGCCAUUAAAUGGCUAAUGCCUGUUUCAGAGCUCCUUCACAUGGGAAGUAUGCGUUGAUUUGAGCUAGAAGCACUGGAAUUCCUGGGAUCCCAGGCUGCUCAGGCUGCGAGGAAGGCUGGAAAGAUGUUCUUUUUGAGAUAGCAAUAGGAUUGUUUUCUUUCAUUCUUAAAGUCAAUUGGCAAUGGUUUUACAAAUAAAAUGCUCUUAUCUUUCAGGUUA
Cervus elaphus (red deer) is the source of this 1679-nucleotide messenger RNA. RefSeq names its product intraflagellar transport 46 (gene IFT46). Lineage: Eukaryota; Metazoa; Chordata; Mammalia; Artiodactyla; Cervidae. The record is from RefSeq and is a predicted model, not a curated record. The transcript has 12 exons. Bases 291 to 1301 code for a protein of 336 amino acids. Gene Ontology annotation, cellular component: centrosome; intraciliary transport particle B; motile cilium. Gene Ontology annotation, biological process: intraciliary transport; cilium assembly.